AGGGGCCGGCUCAAGUGGAAGGGUGCCAAAGUCGUGCCCCGAUGUGUGACAUGUCUGGGCGCUGAACAACGGUGUCAUGGGCGGCACAUUGUCCACGGAGCCGGCAAAAGAUUCGACCAAGAAGAAGAAAAGCAAGAAAAAGGGCGAUGACAAAGAUCUCAUCGUUCCGAGCGAGCGGCAGACCGCGGACGAGCCCCAGCCCGAGGCGGCAGAAUGGCCUGAGGCGGCCACCACGGUAGAGGCAGAGCCGGAGGGGUCUGAGGAAUGGCCGGAGGGGAUGCCAGCACGAGGAGAGCCGUGGCCGGUGGAACGCCCCGCGUCCAGGAAGCCCUCUGUGCCCGACGCGGCUUCUCCGGCGACGUGGCGCACGCCGGCCACGCCCCUGCGUGGGAGGAGUGAGGUGGAGCCGGAGACCGACUCCUUCGGAGUCUUCGGGAUGCUGCCCAAGAGCAGCAGGACAUACAGCAGGCAGUUGGCCGAGCGGACUCAGGGAACGACGCAAAGCACAUCUGCUUUGCCAGCCUCCUGCCUGCUCCGGAUCAGAGUCCUGAAGGCCCAGCUGAGGAAGAAGCGUGCCGGACUGGUGGGCGACCUGGCGGAGGUCGCAGUGGUGGCGAGGCUGGGCCGGCAGGCGGCGCGCACGGCGCUGGCGGAGCUGGGGGCCCAAGGGGCGGAGUGGCACGAGACUUUGGAGCUGCGGGUGCCCGAAACUCCCGGAGCCGGGCGCUUGGAUUUGGAGGUGAUGAGCAUGACGGUGCACCGGGAGGAGUUGUUGGGCAAGACCUCGCUGCAGCUGGCCUCGAGCGGCCUGGGCCCGGCCUGGACGCGGCGGAGGAUGCCGCUGGGCGCUGGCGAGUGUCAGCUGGACCUGGAGAUGCAGCUGCUGCCACCAGGAGUGCAGCCUCAGGGCGAGAGGGAGCAGGAGGACCUGGACUAUCAGCUGGGCGCGCGGAUGUUCCAACCCAAGGGCCAGGCGCUGCCCUGGCUGGGUGUCCGGGUGUUGGAGCUCACGCGCCGCACCUGGACGGCGCCCUUCGCAGGGCGCUUGAUGGCGUCCUGCGGGGCGGAGGUGGUGCGGUGCGCCUUCGGGGAGGAAGCGCUGCUGGUGCGGAAGAAGCAGGGCGUCAAGGUGGGGGCUGCGUCUAAGGAGCCGCACUCGGUGCCCAAAGAGCUGCAUCAUGGCAAGCGUCUGGCAAAGGAGCUUCCAGAGGACCCGCGGGACCUGGCCACUCUGAAGGCGGAACUGCUGCCAGGCUGCAACGUCUUCCUGACAGAUCUGCCUGCAGACGAGCUCGAUGAGAUGCAGCUGGGCGCGGUGGAGUUGCGGCAGCAGUACCCUUGGCUCAUCUUUGUGCACGCCAGCACCGUGGGCAUGUUGGCGGAUGUCAGCAACAAGGGCAUCAGCGACGCGGGGGCCUUCUUCAGCCUCUCAGGCCUGGCGGAGCAGCUGGGCCACGUGCUGGGCCCCGCGGGCUUCGCCGCGGCGGUGGCGGGCUCCGCGCUCUUCGGGGUGGCCUCCAUGGCGGUGAUGCGGCGGCGCUGCGGCAGCCCAGGUGACCGGGUGGAGAUGAGCAUCUUCCGCGCCGGGCGCUGGUGCUCCGGCCUGGGCGCGCUGACGGGCUGGACGCGGCCCCCAGCGCCCGACCUCCGACUCGCUGCAGAGGGCGUGGCCGUGCCGCCCAUGGCCACCCCUUUCGACGUGGAGGGCGUCGGCUUCGUGCCGCCGAAGCGGCCUGCUGGCGCCAAUCCGAGGUGGUCAGUGCUGGAGCCCUCGCUGCUGCUGCCGGCGGUGCGCCCCGAGUGCCCCGUGGCGGCGGAGCUGCCGCUGGCGCGGGUGUCUGUGAUCGAGCUCAGCGAUGAGUACCAGGUGUCAGCCACGGCACUGGGGGCCAUGCUGGCCGACCUGGGCGCUCAGGUCACCAAGGUGGAGCGGCCGCAGCGCCCGGAUCCCUGGAAGCGCACUUGCCCCCAGCUGUACCAAGACCUCACCUGCCGCAAAGAGGUGCAGCAGGUGAACUACACGGGCGUGGGGGGCAGCGACGCCAAAAGCGGCGCGCCGCUGCCGGGCCAGGCGGCGCUGUACCGAACGCUGGCGGAGGCCACGGUGCUGGUGACCAAUCUGCCACUGGCCGCCCUCGAGGCUUGGGGCUUGGAGCCGAAGCGCUUGAGGGAGAUGUUCCCUCACCUGAUCAUCGUGCUGAUCACUACCUGGGGCUGUGACGUGUGGGCGCGGGAGAGAGAGCUGAGCAGCCGCAAAGGCGGCCAGGAGUCCCAUGCCUUCUGGGAGGCCAGCGGCCUGGGCCAGACCUUCGGCGUCCGCAGUGAGCCCCCGGGCCUGGGUGAGCUGAGCCUGGCGCAGCUGGCGCUGGGGGGCCUGGGCGCCGCGCUGCUGCGGCAGCAGCGCACCGGCAAUGGGCAGCUGGUGCAGGUGAGCCGACACCGUGCUGGAGUGUACUGCCAGCGCCUGUCGGCGCUCGAGCCGCCGGAGCCGCUGAGCAGCCCCCUGCUGCAGACGCUGGACGGCCGCUUCCUGCGGCUCCUGGGCCGAGGACGACAUCAGCCGCACGACGCCUGGGUCCUGCUGCACGCGGUUGGCCGCCGCGAGAAUCUGGCGGACCAGCUGGGAGGGGGCAUCGAGAAGCUCCGGCAGAAGUUGGAGGGUUACAGCUGGGAGGAGAGAUCCAGAAGCACCAGGACGAGUUGCUGGCCUGCGCCCGUGAGUGGACCUUUGAGGAGACCUGUCAAAGGCCUUCCAGGACAAAGGCAUCACCUGGUUUGUGGAGGAGAUGAGGCCCACAGACGCCGAGGCGUUGCACAGCCGUUGGGGGGCCUUCGUUGCCGCCUUCUUCUUGGGGCCCCGCGCGCUGUGGGGCCCAUGACGCGCGACCGCUCCCGGUCGCCGCGGAAGACGGAGGUGAAGGAGAUCCCGGUCAUCGGGGACAGCCGGGUACUCAUCGCGGCCAAUUUGUUGGAGGAGAUCCCCUCGCGGCUGCAUGCGUUGGGGCUGAAGCCGGCCGCACUGGCCGUUGUCAGCGACAAGACGGUCGAUGGCCUCUACGGGGAGCGCCUGGCUGCGGCCUUCCAAAAGCACGGGGCGGAAAAUCCGGGCGGCCCCCGCGUGCUGCGCUACGCCUUCGCGCCCGGGGAGUCCUCCAAGAACCGGGAGACCAAGGCAGCGAUCGAGGACUUCAUGCUGGCGAACAAGUGCACGCGAGACAGCGCCAUGCUGGCGCUGGGGGGCGGGGUGGUGGGGGACCUGGUGGGCUUUACCGCUGCCACCUACAUGCGCGGGGUGCCGGUGGUGCAGGUGCCCACCUCCACCAUGGCCAUGAUCGACAGCAGCGUGGGGGGCAAGACGGCGCUGAACGUGCCCGCAGGCAAGAACCUCAUCGGAGCCUUCCACCAGCCCAAGGUGAUCUUCGCGGACCCCACGGUGCUCCAAAGCCUGAGCCGCCGGGAGGUGGCGGAGGGCCUGGCGGAGGCCAUCAAGAUGGGGAUCAUCCGCGACACGGAGCUCUUCAAGACAAUGGUUGCCAACCCUGAGAAGAUCAUGGCCUUGGACCAGAAGUUGAUCCAGGAGGUGCUACACAAGGCGGUGGCGCACAAGGCGGACAUCGUCGCCAUCGACGAGAAGGAGACUGGCCUGCGCGCCACCCUGAACUACGGCCAUACCAUCGGCCACGCCAUCGAGGCGCUGGUGUCGCCCAAGCUGCUGCACGGGGAGUGUGUGGCCAUCGGCUGCGUGGCGGAGGCGGAGCUUGCUUGCCGGAUGGGACACCUCAAGGCGGAGGCCAUCCCCGAGAUCCGGAGCUGCUUCCAGGCGUACGGACUGCCUGUGGUGCCCCCGGCCGGUUUGACCCUGGAGAAGGUCAUGGAGAAGAUGGCCGUGGACAAGAAGAACCAGGGCAAGACCAUUCGCUGCACCAUCAUCACAUCGGUGGGUACUAGCAUCGAGCACCCCCUGCCGGUCCAGCGAGAGCUCAUGGAAGCGGUGGUGGGAGAUAUGCUGAAAACGAGCGUGGCCUGUGCCAAAACCGACCCUCUGGUGGAGUAA
This is a messenger RNA of Effrenium voratum, 4054 nucleotides long. The record is from the annotation of a GenBank genome assembly. NCBI's taxonomy places the organism in Eukaryota, Dinophyceae, Suessiales, Symbiodiniaceae.